UCUAAAAUUUUCUCUAAAACCCCACUUCUCAAAUUAUAAAUUCACACACAAAACAACCAAAUUUACGUGCAAUUUCUCUUCUUAUUAUGGCUAUCGACAAGUGGUCUCUGCUUAGCCGCCUUCAGAGGGCGGUGAAGAAGGUGAAAGUCAUACUAAAUCUUGAUAUUAACCGGUGGCGGCUGGUUGCUUCUUUGAUCGGAGCUUCUCCUACCAAGCACCGGCGAGUUAGCUUCAAUGAAAGACCAGGUUUAAGGGAUUGUGCGGAUUAUGUAGAAGAGUCAGAAGAUUCAGUUUCAGGUAAUUCUUCAGUGGGACUUCAUAGAACUAUAAGUUACCCAUCAGAAGAUGAUAUUGAUAAGAGAGCUGAAAUGUUCAUUGAAAACUUUCGCCGUCAACUUCAGAUUGAGAGGCAGAUUUCUUUGGAGCUCAAGUAUUUGCAGGAAAAUAGUAGCUUUAAAUUGAGAUCUCCAUGAAGAGAUUGAUCCAAGUUUCUGGUAAUGGAGCCUAUAUUUUAUGAGAGGUUUUUCUAUUGCCGAUUUGUAAUUAGCCUCAUGCUUCUCAGAGUUGGACUGGCUGCUGAGAAAUUAAGCAAUGCAUGGGAGGAAGAUGGAUAUUUUUCCGAGAAAAUUACAUAUUUUCUCCUAAUCAUUUUUUUUUCUGAAUAAUUGGAAAAUAUUGUAUUCUGGCAUGUGGUUUUUAUUUUUUUUUUUGAAUUGUUUCGAUGUGAUUCAAGGUGAGAUUUGUGGGAAUUUUUUUCGUUUGUGCCCAUGUAUGGGAGGGUUGAUUCUUUGCUAUUUGUA
Molecule: messenger RNA, 800 nt
Organism: Manihot esculenta (cassava)
Lineage: Eukaryota; Viridiplantae; Streptophyta; Magnoliopsida; Malpighiales; Euphorbiaceae
Exons: 1
Coding region: 87-473 (128 amino acids)
Source: RefSeq, a predicted model, not a curated record